Saccharomyces cerevisiae S288C is the source of this 897-nucleotide messenger RNA. It is a transcript of the gene DAN1, whose product is annotated as Dan1p. Bases 1 to 897 code for a protein of 298 amino acids. The record is from RefSeq and is marked reviewed. NCBI's taxonomy places the organism in Eukaryota, Fungi, Ascomycota, Saccharomycetes, Saccharomycetales, Saccharomycetaceae. Gene Ontology annotation, cellular component: membrane. The transcript has a single exon.
AUGUCUAGAAUUAGUAUAUUAGCUGUCGCCGCAGCAUUAGUGGCAAGUGCAACCGCCGCAUCCGUGACCACCACUCUAUCCCCUUAUGAUGAAAGGGUCAAUUUGAUUGAAUUGGCUGUUUACGUUUCUGAUAUUGGCGCCCAUUUAUCUGAAUAUUACGCUUUCCAGGCUUUGCAUAAGACUGAAACAUACCCACCUGAAAUUGCCAAGGCUGUUUUUGCCGGUGGCGAUUUCACCACCAUGUUGACUGGUAUUUCAGGUGAUGAAGUGACCAGAAUGAUCACCGGUGUGCCAUGGUACUCUACUAGAUUGAUGGGUGCUAUUUCCGAAGCACUUGCGAAUGAAGGUAUUGCUACUGCAGUACCAGCUUCUACCACAGAGGCUUCUUCCACCUCCACUUCAGAAGCUUCUAGUGCCGCCACUGAGUCUUCUAGCUCCUCUGAAAGUUCAGCAGAGACCAGCUCAAACGCUGCUUCCACCCAAGCUACUGUUUCAUCUGAAUCUAGCUCUGCUGCAAGCACCAUUGCAAGUUCUGCUGAAAGUUCUGUUGCAAGCUCUGUUGCAAGCUCUGUUGCAAGCUCUGCUAGUUUUGCCAAUACCACAGCUCCAGUUUCUUCUACAUCUUCUAUCUCAGUCACUCCAGUGGUCCAAAAUGGUACUGACAGCACCGUCACAAAGACUCAAGCUUCCACUGUUGAAACUACCAUAACUAGUUGUUCAAAUAACGUCUGUUCAACUGUGACUAAGCCAGUCUCCUCCAAAGCUCAAUCUACAGCUACUUCUGUCACAUCGUCAGCAUCUCGUGUUAUUGACGUUACCACUAACGGUGCUAACAAGUUCAAUAACGGUGUUUUCGGUGCCGCUGCUAUUGCUGGUGCCGCCGCUCUAUUGUUAUAG